UAGAAAGUCGGAAGAUAAUAGAUCCAUAUACGCACGGUUUUGUUGGGAAAAGUUGGCAGUGUGGCGACUGUGAGGGGAGCGAAGGGUCUAUAAUUUUGUAGUGUAACAGCUUUCGUGUAGGAGAAACCAUGUCUGUCCAUUUAUAUAACAUGAGCACUAAAUUGCUCUCAGAUACUGUAGAAAAGAUGACCAGUAACGCGACCUCCGUAUUGUUAGCGGUUUCUGUAAUUACACUGACCCUCGGAUACAUCUCCAAAACGCUGCUCAAAAAGACUACUGAAACAGAUAAGGUAAGAAAUGCACAUCAUUUAUCUAAUAUUCUAUGCAAAAAGACGUCUCAAUUAACGAUUACGGUGUAUUUGUUGCAGAAAUAUCCACCUUACAUCCCCUCUGCACUUCCGUUUUUGGGACAUGCCAUCUCAUUUGGGAAAAGUCCAAUAGAAUUCCUUGAAAAUGCAUAUGAAAAGUAUGGGCCUGUCUUCAGCUUUACCAUGGUGGGGAAAACCUUCACAUACCUGCUGGGAAGUGAGGCAGCUACACUCAUGUUCAACAGUAAGAACGAGGACCUGAACGCCGAAGAUGUCUACUCCAAACUCACAACCCCAGUGUUUGGAAAAGGGGUCGCCUAUGAUGUCCCAAAUGCUUUGUUUUUGGAGCAGAAGAAGUUGCUGAAGACUGGGCUGAACAUUGCUCAUUUUAAACAACAUGUGAAGAUAAUAGAAGAAGAGACGAUCGAGUAUUUCAAGAGAUGGGGGGAUAGCGGAGAAGGAAAUCUGUUCGAGGCUUUGUCGGAGCUGAUCAUCCUCACGGCCAGCAGUUGUCUCCAUGGGAAAGAGAUCCGCAGCAUGUUGGAUGAGAAAGUGGCCCAGCUCUACGCCGACCUGGACGGAGGGUUCAGUCACGCCGCCUGGCUCCUCCCCACCUGGCUCCCCCUCCCCAGCUUCAGGAAACGAGACAGAGCUCACAGAGAAAUCAAAAACAUUUUCUUCAAAGUGAUUCAGAAGCGGAGGCAGUCUGAAGAGAAAGUGGACGACAUACUGCAGACUCUCGUGGACGCCACCUACAAAGAUGGACGCCCUCUGACAGAUAAUGAGAUCGCAGGGAUGUUGAUUGGGCUGCUGUUGGCGGGUCAGCACACGUCCUCCACCACCUCCGCCUGGAUGGGCUUCUUUUUGGCGCGGGACAAAUCUCUUCAGGACAGAUGUUUCGCUGAGCAGAAGGCCGUGUGCGGAGAAGACCUGCCCCCGCUCAACUUCGACCAGCUGAAAGACCUGAGUUUGUUGGAGCGCUGUUUGAAAGAGACUCUCCGCCUUCGCCCUCCGAUUAUGACGAUGAUGAGGAUGGCUCGCUCCCUCCAGACGGCUGCCGGUUACACCAUCCCUGUGGGACACCAAGUCUGUGUGUCUCCGACUGUGAACCAUCGUUUGCAUGAUACUUGGAAAGAAAGACUUGAAUUUAACCCUGAUCGCUACCUCAAUGACAACCCUGCAGCGGGGGAGAAGUUUGCCUACAUCCCAUUUGGUGCUGGUCGUCAUAGAUGCAUCGGUGAAAACUUUGCCUACGUUCAAAUCAAAACAAUCUGGUCCACGAUGCUGCGUCUGUACGAGUUUGAUCUUGUUGACGGUUACUUUCCAACGAUCAACUACACGACAAUGAUCCACACGCCUCACAACCCCAUCAUCAGAUACAAGAGGAGGAAACUCUGAGAGACUAUUUCAAUCAAAGGAGAAAAAACCUGUGUGGAAAAUAUGCACUUUCUUCUGACGAAUGACUGCCCCUGGCCUUACAUGUGGUGCUUUUCUACUACAACAUCCAUCCUAUUUAAACAUUUAUUUAAAGUGCCCAUAUUACGCUAUUUUCUGACUUGUUAUAAUGCUGUUUCCUCAUCGUAAACAUGAAGUUUUCUUUUGUUUCAUUCACACGUUUACCACACAAAACCUGCAUAUUUGAGCUGAGUUCUUGUGCUCCACUGUGUUUUUAAACUCCAUACAACUUCAUUAGAAUCAUUUGGCCAUACCAACUUGUAGUGGCCAUAUUGGCUCUUGCUUGAUCUCGUUACAUCUCAAAGCAAGGCCGGGCCUGUUUAGUACUUGGAUGGGAGACCGCUGGGAAUUCCAGAUGCCACAGUGGGGCACCAGUGGUAAAAACUGUUGUUGUGUCCUUAGCCAAGACACUUCACCUACAUUGCCUAGUAUGAAAGUGGUGUGUGCACAAGUGUUGUUGGUGGUCAUAGGGGCUGAUGGCGUAAACUGGCAGCCUCAUCCCCCCAGGGCAGCUGUGUAGUAGCUUGCCACUGCUGAGUGUGGAGUGAAUGAAUAAUGAACUGUACAGUGCUGUGGAUGUCUUGAAAGGCGGUAUAUAAAUGCAGUGAUUAAUUAAUUUACUUCUUAAUUUGGAUUAAUUCCUGGAAUUCCCAAUCUCUAUUGAACUAAAGGUAAAAGGUAGAUGUUAACUUGAAAACUACCACUACAUGAAAAGGCAAGGCAAGGCAAAAGGAACAUUUUGAGCUUUAGAGAUGGUAGACAAAUAAACCAGGUUUACUCAAACGUGUGAAUGAAACAAAACACAAUUCUGGAUGUGUUUUUGAUGAGGAAACAACAUAACAUGGCUCAAAGCUCACAAGAAUUAAUUUGUGUAAUAUAGGACCUUUAAAAGAAAUUUCAAGUUGGGAAAAGGUCACAUGUAUCAGUUACUUGAUUAAAACACUUCAGUUUCUACAGGUUAAAUGUGUUGCUUUGAAUUGUGUAGAACAAAAUAAAUAAUCACUUUAUGGGUAUCAGCUUUCAGUUAUAGGCAAUGUUUGAGAUCUUUUUCCAAUUCAAAGAUAUAGUUUGUUUUAAAUUGUUAAUCGCUAUGGCAAAACCACAACUAUUUUGUCCUGUCACUGUUUUAUAAGCAGAUAGUAAUUUGUUACUCUACUUCAUACUUUGCUCUGACAGAUGUAUAUUUGUAAACAUAGGCCCUAGUAAAUUCACAUGUUAUUUUUGUAUUAUCAUGAAGCUCUUUCUGUCUUGUUUCCAGAUGCAAAUAAACAAACAUUUGAAAACCAA
Molecule: messenger RNA, 3050 nt
Organism: Boleophthalmus pectinirostris (great blue-spotted mudskipper)
Lineage: Eukaryota; Metazoa; Chordata; Actinopteri; Gobiiformes; Gobiidae
Gene: cyp51a1
Product: lanosterol 14-alpha demethylase
Exons: 9
Coding region: 129-1706 (525 amino acids)
Molecular function (GO): oxidoreductase activity, acting on paired donors, with incorporation or reduction of molecular oxygen; monooxygenase activity; heme binding
Source: RefSeq, a predicted model, not a curated record